AUGGACUCAGAUCGCGAGCAUCUCUUACCUCGAGGCUCACCAUUAUAUCCUGUCCCCCCAAAUCGCAUGAAUGAGCGCAACCAAACACAAGCAAUGCGCUCACCGAUAGACGAUGGCACAACACCCCAGCUUUCGCCAUCCCCUUCUCUUCCCGCAUUCUCCCACCUAUUGCAAGGGCGUAGCAGCCAUAUGCGCGGCUCCUCGGACGUGCAGGGAAAGGUAGCGCAAUUCAAUGGCCUAGCAAAAGAGGCAGCUCAGCGGCGAAAAGACAACGAAGCGGCCUUGCGGCGAGCGCUGAUGGGAAGGGAGGAGGCCGAGGGCGAGAGUCAGAGAUACAAAGAUGAGAAUAAGCUGCUCAAAGUCGACGUAGAAGAAGGCAGGGGUCGUGAAAUGAAAGUUGCUCUAAGAUUGGAGAACAUACAGGGAGAGCUUCAGAAAGUCAAAGAGGCGCAGACUCAUGAACGUAAAAUAUAUGAGAAAGAAAUCAGGAGGGCAAGGAAAGAGGCAUUCAAAGCAUCCAGCACGUUGGUCAAUUGCCAAGAUGAAUUGAAAGGAGCAAGAAAUAAGUUUACGCUCAUGAGAGAGGAAGCCGAAGAGCAUAGACGAAAGAAAGACGUUAUUGAGCAAGAAGCUCUUCAAGCAAAAGGCGAACUAGCAGGCCUACAGGAGGAAGUGGACGCCUUGCGGAAGAGGUUGGAUAUUGCUGAACAAGAACGAGAUACGCUGAAGAUGACCGUAAAUCAAGAGGACGUGGCCAGAAUGGCGUCGGCAGGAUCAAUCGCCUUGCCACUCUCGGCCGCAGAUGACGAAUUCUCAAGCCCGAGAAAGCGAAGACGGCACGAAGAGGGAAGCUUGAAAGAGAACUUUGACCCGGAAGCGCCUGUCGAGGAUGAUGCGGAGCUGAUGGCGCUCAGGGAGGACCUCCGGUCACAAAAACGUUUGCGAUUGAAGGCGGAGGACGAGGCUCAUUUCUUGAAAAUGGAAUGCCAAUUUGGAGUCUGUUCAUGUCGUGUCGCCGAGAUGCAAGGCGUAGAAUACGUUCAUGACAACUCAUUCGCACGGCAAAUUCAAGAAGACUCGGGGAAAUACAACACUGGCAACCCAAUUUCUGUCGAAUCCACAAAGGAAGGACCCACAAUAUCAUCCACUGUCCCAACGAUGACAGCAAUGGAUGACGAUGCAGAACAGCCGUCCGAGGAAGGGCUCCUCACUUUUUCACCUACCAGUGGUACAUUCUCAAAGGCCCCUUCGCCUAUCCGACCCGAAUUCCUUGUCAACGCAUGCAAUGUCAUAGCAGACAAUCGACCAUCCACACCCCCACAAAAGUGCCAAAGUACCCAAUCUCCACCAGCCACACAUCACGGUCACCUACCACAGACCCCCCGACCGCUCCCCGAAGCAACGACGCUGCAACAACCGCCUCGUACUGUUAGUCACUUCACCACGAGCACGUCGACGGUGCCACUGAAGGCGGACGACCCUGUUUUCAGUCCGGCACCAAACACACCAGGCGGAAUCAGUCGAGAGGAGGCACUCGAACGGAUCCGACAGCGGAGAGGGCGAGCGAGGAGUUUUGCCGUUGGUAUAGGUGGUACGCCCGGUAGAGGAAGCGUGAGAGAGGGUGAGAGAAGGGAAAUUAGUGCACCUGUGUCUACUGGAAAGCGGAAGGGUUGA
Messenger RNA from Bacidia gigantensis, 1674 nucleotides. RefSeq lists its product as uncharacterized. The transcript has 2 exons. The coding region runs from base 1 to 1674 and encodes 557 amino acids. The record is from RefSeq and is a predicted model, not a curated record. Lineage: Eukaryota; Fungi; Ascomycota; Lecanoromycetes; Lecanorales; Ramalinaceae.